AGUGGCAAUACAUUCGUUGUCUUGGUUACCAAGACAAGACAAAGCAUCGCGUUUUUUUUUCAAUGGCCUCUGCUUGGACCUAGGUGGCUUGAUGCAUAUCUUUGUUCAGGAUGAAGCCCUUUGUCCAUCAUUUAUAGCUGGCUCAUGCCCUAUAAAACCGACGUCUCUGUGGUCCCUUCUCUCCAAUUCAUCUUCUACGGUGCUACAGCUUGCUCUUAGAAGUCGCCUGCUGUUUCCUACAUCAAAAUGAACCCUUGUAUGACUUUUGGUUCUUCGCUUCCUAGUAUAAACUCGUUUUUGACAGUUUACACAGCGAACAACUACGAGCCCUACUCCGCACCCAACACCCAGCCUCUCUUGCCCCACAUCCCGCAGGGCGCGUACGCGGGGUAUCCACAGUGGUACAACGCAGUCCCCCCACCCAUGUAUAUUCCCACCAGCACGUGCUUUGACGUCACGCUAGCUCCCGUCCCACUGCCACAAGCUCCCCCUGGAAAGCAGUAUUAUAUCCCUGAGUUCUAUCAUUACCCUGGGAUGCUGUGUCUGUCUGCCAGCUCGUUCGAGCGCAACGGAACUACGUAUUAUGUUCAUGGGGACCGCACGGCCGAUGGUGCGUUUGAGCUGAAGGGAACCACCUUUUUCCCUCAGUCUGCCCGCGCUACGGAAGAGGCCCGAUCCCGUGCGUCCAACACUCCCGCUGAACAUCGACCUUUCCCAGGUUCGCGUGUCGUCAAUGGGACCACGUACUUCCCGCGAGUAGCGUCAGAUCAGAUCCUUUCCACGUUUUCUUCUCCUGCCACCUCCCAGCCUUCCACGCAGACUUCGACUGCGAACCACUCUCCUGCCACAGAGGCUGCCGAUUCAAUCAACCAAGAUAAUGAUCUGCCACCUUUGGUUUUCCCAACUCUCAACUAAAGACCUUGCGAAUCCAACAAUCACCAAUCAAGUUGUAUGCCUAACCUUAACCAUUCCCAUCUCUUAUACCAUGUUAAUGCAAGAGUGUUUGCCUCGGCUUGUAGCCAUUGUAGGAAUCUAUCACCCUCAUCGAUAUAGCAUGG
Molecule: messenger RNA, 1058 nt
Organism: Guyanagaster necrorhizus
Lineage: Eukaryota; Fungi; Basidiomycota; Agaricomycetes; Agaricales; Physalacriaceae
Exons: 1
Coding region: 247-915 (222 amino acids)
Source: RefSeq, a predicted model, not a curated record